GGCUCGCAGAAGGAUAUGUGGAAGGACUUGCAGAAGAACUCAUGGAAGGUCAUGUGAAAGACCACGAACAACUUUGGAUGAAAGAUCUAGUAAAAAAUUGCAUAGGAAUCCUUUCAGAUAUAAGUGAGGUAGAGAUAGAAAUUACAAGUCAAGAACCUGAAAGUGAUUUUUUAGAUGAUGAUGUUGCAGAUAUUGUUGUAGAUUUGUUGUCACAUAAUGAUCCCGAAGCUUCUAAAGUUGCUCAAGCUAUAGAAAAAUAUGUUCAAAUAGUUGAUGAAUCUGAAAUAAUUAGCAUGGUUCAAGCUGAAGAAAAUGAACAAGAACAAGAAAGUGGUGACAAUGAAGAGUCUUCUCCUCCUCCUGUUAUAGCUAAAGAAGUGUAUAACGCAAUACAAA
Molecule: messenger RNA, 396 nt
Organism: Racocetra persica
Lineage: Eukaryota; Fungi; Glomeromycota; Glomeromycetes; Diversisporales; Gigasporaceae
Source: the annotation of a GenBank genome assembly